Annulohypoxylon truncatum is the source of this 1733-nucleotide messenger RNA. Its product is annotated as TFIID-18kDa-domain-containing protein. NCBI's taxonomy places the organism in Eukaryota, Fungi, Ascomycota, Sordariomycetes, Xylariales, Hypoxylaceae. Gene Ontology annotation, biological process: transcription by RNA polymerase II. Gene Ontology annotation, molecular function: transcription coregulator activity; protein heterodimerization activity. Gene Ontology annotation, cellular component: SAGA complex. The record is from RefSeq and is a predicted model, not a curated record. The transcript has a single exon. The coding region runs from base 180 to 1145 and encodes 321 amino acids.
AAUUCACAAUCAUUCAUCUUUUUACUUUAUUCUACCAUCUCAACUUUCAUAAGCUUCACUAAUUGGUGUUUGGGUGAUAUCACGUAUAUCUAUUUCCCUAAAAUUAACAGUAACAAUACAUUCAUCAAUACAAAAAUUCAUUAUUAAUACGUUACUUAUCAUCGUCAUCGUCAAUCAAGAUGGCGGACAACAACAAACAACACAAAUACAGGCAGGAGAUCCAGCAGAUGAUGUACGUCUCGGGCGAGACGGGCGAGCCAUCUGUUGAAACGACCGCCAUGAUCGAGGAGAUCGUGCGGCAGCAGGUGAUCGAGAUGCUGCGAAACUGCACGGAGCUCGCGGCGCGGCGCGGCUCGCGCUCGAUCACGAUCAACGACCUGAUCUUCCAGAUCCGCGACGACGCGCCCAAGGUGUCGCGGCUGCGGACGUUCCUGUCGUGGAAGGACGUGCGCAAGAGCGCCAAGGACUCGGACGAGAAGGGCGGGGACGCGGACCUGGGGGUCGCCGACGACCCGGCCGGCGGCGUGAUGCCGGGCGGGCCGGCGGUCGAGGAGGCGGCGAAGAAGAACAAGAAGGCCAAGGUCAAGCUGCCGUGGGAGCCGUCGUCGUACUAUAGCCAGGAGGUGCCCGAGCGCGACGACGAGGAGGACGAGGAGGAAGAGGAGAUGAACUACAUCACGCUGCAGCGGCUGCGCAAGGCGGACGAGCGCACGAAGGCGAUGACGCGCGAGGAGUACGUGACGUGGUCCGAGUACCGGCAGGCGUCGUUCACGUACCGCAAGGGCAAGCGGUUCCGGGAGUGGGCCGGGUUCGGGAUCGUGACGGACAGCAAGCCGUCAGACGACAUCGUGGACAUCCUGGGGUUCCUGACGUUCGAGAUGGUGCAGACGCUGACGGAGGAGGCGCUCAAGAUCAAGGAGCAGGAGGACUUGUGGAAGGAGCGCAGCGGCGGCGAGAACUCGUCCGGCAACAAGAAGCGGAAGCUGGCCCAGGGCCUGUUUGACCCGCCCAACGAGGGCAAGACGCCCGUCGAGUCGAGGCACAUUCAGGAGGCCUUCCGCAGGCUGCAGGCCCGUCCGAAGAAGUCGAGGGCCAUGCUCAACGGCACGAAUUUGCAGCAGAGGACUAACCUGAAGCUGUUCUAGUAGGGUAGAGAGGUCGGAGAGGGUGGAGGAAGCGCGUGUUUUGGCUACGCCUAUGAUCUUGAAAACCCCUUUGGUUUCAAGAACGUUGGCUAUUUUUAUGACAUAGCUGGAUUACAGCGAUUGCGAAAGACUGGAGAUGAGAGGGAGUUUGGGACAUACCCAGGAGUAGCGGUGUUUUAGGAGUCUUGUUGGGUUGGUUGAAUUCUAUCGUUUUACUUUUCUGAAUUCACAACUGGAAGCGGCUUGGUGUUACGAGGAAAUAUCAAGUCACAAUAUAAUCGCUACAGAUAGAUUACCUAGCCAUUGGCAACUUCACGAGGAUUAUUCAUUACACAAUUUCUAAAUGUGUCGCUGAUAAUAGCCAAUAUAUUUGGCUACGUUCCUCUCCAGUUUUUGGUUAGGUACUCUAUCUAAAUUGUUUGACGUGUUCGAGAGAUAUUUAGAUGGAGACUCGAGAAUUAACGGGUUUAAAUCGCAUUUAACACUUCCAGCCAGUAGGUGGUGCCAAUUCGUCCAUGUGUGACGGGCUUUCGCCGUUGUCGGUGCGAUUAACCCGGCCUCAUGAUCGUCGAUACAGUGGGGAAUUAG